CGUGAAAUCCCCGUCUCGCAGAAAUGAUUUUCUCAAAAACCCAUUGAUUCUCCUGGAUUUGUAAUGUUACAUUUGUGUCUCUACAUGUUCAGUAAAUAUUUACGCAAACAAUACAACAGUGCCUCUAUAUUAGCUAUAAAUGUCUACGAAACCACGCAAAUAAGUCGAUUCCGAUUGGAACGAAUGGAGUGAUUAUAUUAUUUAAAUAAUGAUGCAAACUAAUUUAAAAACUAAAGAAAUGUUCAUAGUCAGAGCAUUAGAGAAGAUCUUAGCCGAUAAAGAUAUCAAAAGGUCACAUCAUAGUCAAUUGAAAAAAUCCUGUGAAGUGGCACUUGAAGAAAUAAAAGCUGAAUUAAAAAAUGGUGGACAGAUAGAGACAGCUGAAAAUCCAACAUCGGGUACUCUUCCGCUGCCUAAAAAUGAUGCCUCCAACAUUAUCACAGCUGAAAAAUAUUUCCUACCAUUUGAAUUGGCAUGUAAAAGUAAGGCAGCUAGGAUAGUUGUUACAGCUUUAGACUGUUUGCAAAAACUUAUUGCUUAUGGUCACCUAACAGGAAACAUUCCAGACUCAACGACCCCCAGAAAACUUUUGAUAGAUAGAAUAGUCGAGACUAUUUGUAGUUGUUUCACAGGCCCACAAACAGAUGAAGGAGUCCAAUUACAAAUCAUAAAAGCACUUCUCACUGUCAUUACAAGUCAGCAUGUUGAAGUUCACGAAGCAACAGUAUUGCUUGCAGUCAGAACUUGUUACAACAUCUAUCUUGCAAGUAAAAAUCUUAUAAAUCAGACAACAGCAAGAGCAACUCUUACUCAAAUGCUUAAUGUAAUAUUCACUAAAAUGGAAAAUCAAGCUUUAGAAUCUGAAAAUAAUCCUAAUGAAACUGUGCAUAAGUUGCCCAAUGGUAACAUAGUUAGUGAAGAAACACAUAUAAACCAAGUGAUGGAAAACAAUAAAGAUGAAGUAACUCCUGCACAGCAAGAUAAUAUUGAUAAUGGAGAUGAAAUUAAUGAAGCUAAGAUGAUAGCUAAAGAAAUUGUGGAUUCUGUAAUAGACAAUGCAAUAGACAUCGCUUCAAAGAAAAGUACUUCUGAUCUUACUAAUAAUAUUUCUGAAAAUAGUGAAAACCCUUGUGAUUCUCAAGACAGUGGUAGUGUGUCACAAGAAAGUAAUGGACAAGCUACUAGUGAAUCAGUAAUGACAAGAAUACCUUCACAAGAAAGUGUUGAUGUUGCUUCUGAAAAUGAUAACUCGGUUACAGCUAAAUUUACCCAUAUUCUUCAGAAAGAUGCUUUCUUAGUUUUUAGAGCUCUCUGCAAGUUAUCCAUGAAACCUCUUCCUGAAGGGACCCCAGAUCCUAAAUCACAUGAACUUCGGUCAAAAAUACUUUCAUUGCAUUUACUUUUGUCUAUCUUACAAAAUGCUGGUCCAGUAUUCAGAAACAAUGAGAUGUUCAUAACAGCCAUCAAACAAUAUCUCUGUGUAGCUUUAUCCAAAAAUGGUGUCAGUUCUGUACCUGAAGUCUUUGAACUUUCUUUAGCUAUUUUUCUAGCCCUCUUGCAGAAGUUUAAAGUUCACCUGAAGAAGCAAAUAGAAGUCUUUUUCAAAGAAAUUUUUAUGAACAUCCUGGAGACAUCCAGUUCGUCUUUUGAGCAUAAAUGGAUGGUUAUUCAAGCUUUGACUAGAAUUUGUGGUGAUGCCCAAAGUGUUGUGGACAUUUAUGUAAACUAUGAUUGUGAUUUAUCUGCUGCAAAUCUUUUCCAAAGAUUGGUUAAUGAUGUUUCAAAAAUAGCACAGGGAAGACAAGCUCUUGAAUUAGGUGCCACACCUAAUCAAGAAAAAUCAAUGCGUAUUCGAGGUCUUGAAUGUUUAGUUUCCAUUCUUAAAUGUAUGGUGGAAUGGAGCAAGGAACUUUACAUAAAUCCAAACUUACAAACAACUUUAGGCGAAAGAACGACAAAAGAAGAUAAUGACCACCAUAGUAUGAAGUCUCAUGGUGGGUCAAGCCUCAGUCUUAUUUCAACAGGAUCUAGUAACAUAGGUAAUAGGGAAUCUUUGGACUCUCCUGAACAAUUUGAAGUUCUAAAGCAACAAAAAGAAGUUUGGGAAACUGGAAUAGAACUUUUCAACAGAAAACCUAAAAAAGGUGUUGCAUUUUUACAAGAACAAAGUUUAUUGGGCACUUCUACGAAAGAGAUAGCAGAAUGGUUGUUAACAGAUGAAAGGCUAGAUAAAACUUUUAUUGGAGAAUAUUUAGGAGAAAAUGAUGAUCAUUCCAAGGAAGUUAUGUAUGCUUAUAUAGAUGCAAUGAAUUUUUCUGAUAUGGAUAUUGUUGCUGCUCUGCGUUAUUUCUUGGAAGGCUUCCGUUUACCUGGCGAAGCGCAAAAAAUUGAUAGAUUAAUGGAGAAGUUUGCAGCUAGAUACUGUGAAUGUAAUCCAACCAAUACACUAUUUACAAGUGCUGAUACAGUGUAUGUUCUAGCAUUUUCUAUUAUAAUGCUAACAACAGAUCUUCACUCUCCACAAGUCAAAAAUAAAAUGACAAAAGAACAAUACAUUAAGUUGAACAGUGGCAUAAGUGACAACAGUGACCUGCCACGUGAAUAUUUAUCUCAGAUAUAUGACGAGAUUGCUGGCCAUGAGAUCAAAAUGAAAAACACCUCUAAACCUGGUAAACACAUGAUUGCAAAUGAGAAGAAACGCAAACUUGUGUGGAAUAUGGAAAUGGAGCAAAUAUCUACAGCAGCAAAAAAUUUGAUGGAAUCUGUGUCACAUGUGCAAACUCCCUUUACUACCGCGAAACACGUCGAACACGUACGACCAAUGUUCAAAAUGGCGUGGACGCCAUUCCUUGCAGCAUUUUCAGUGGGCUUACAAGAUUGCGAUGAUCCUGAAAUAGCAUCAUUGUGCUUGGAUGGCAUAAGAUGUGCAAUCAGAAUUGCUUGCAUAUUCCACAUGUCCCUUGAAAGAGAUGCUUAUGUUCAAGCUUUAGCUCGAUUUACACUUCUUACGGCAAACUCGCCUAUAACAGAAAUGAAAGCUAAGAACAUUGAUACUAUUAAAACUCUCAUAACAGUAGCCCACACUGAUGGCAAUUAUUUGGGUUCAAGUUGGCUCGAUGUCGUCAAGUGUAUCUCUCAAUUAGAAUUAGCACAGCUCAUUGGGACUGGAGUUCGACCACAGUUUUUGUCUGGAUCAGGAAUCAAACCGCAACCAGAUUCCAUGAAAUUCAGUCUUAUGUCAUUAGAUCCAAGUGUAAAAGAGCACAUUGGAGAAACAAGCUCCCAAAGUGUUGUUGUAGCAGUCGACAGAAUAUUUACCGGGUCUACGAGACUCGACGGUGAUGCAAUUGUGGACUUUGUUAAAGCACUGUGUCAAGUGUCUCUUGAUGAGUUGAGCCAUGCGUCGAAUCCAAGAAUAUUUUCAUUGCAAAAAAUUGUAGAAAUAUCUUACUACAACAUGGGGCGUAUUAGGUUACAGUGGUCCCGAAUAUGGCAGGUUCUUGGUGAUCAUUUUAAUAAAGUGGGUUGUAGUAGUAACGAAGACAUCGCCUUUUUUGCUGUCGACUCUUUAAGGCAACUUUCAAUGAAAUUUAUAGAAAAGGGUGAAUUUGCAAACUUCAAGUUUCAAAAGGAUUUCUUACGACCAUUCGAACAUAUCAUGAAAAAGAAUAAUUCUCCAACAAUAAGAGAUAUGGUAGUGAGGUGCAUUGCACAAAUGGUAAAUUCACAAGCUCCAAACAUAAAGUCUGGCUGGAAAAACAUAUUUUCUGUGUUUCAUUUAGCAGCCAGUGAUCAAGACGAGGCAAUAGUUGACUUAGCAUUCCAAACGACUGGCAAAGUCAUUACGGAACUAUAUGAAAAACAAUUCCCUGCGAUGAUAGAUUCUUUCCAAGACGCAGUAAAAUGUUUGUCCGAAUUCGCAUGUAAUGCAAAAUUUCCGGAUACGUCCAUGGAAGCAAUAAGGUUGGUGCGGUCGUGUGCCUCAGCGGUUGGUGCGUCGCCGCACCUGUUUGCCGAACACGCCGGGCUCGAGGGCGAGCCCGGGGCACCUGAAGAGGACAGGGUUUGGCUUCGGGGAUGGUUUCCACUUCUCUUCUCACUGUCUUGUGUCGUAAGCCGUUGCAAAUUAGACGUUCGCACCAGAGGUCUUACAGUUCUCUUUGAGAUAAUAAAAACUCACGGUGAUUCAUUCCGUCCGCAUUGGUGGAGAGAUUUAUUCAACAUACUGUUCAGAAUUUUCGACAAUAUGAAAUUGCCAGAACACCAAUUGGAGAAAAAUGAGUGGAUGACUACCACUUGCAAUCACGCGUUGUACGCAAUCGUGGACGUUUUCACGCAAUACUUUGACAUUCUUGGCUCUCUUCUGCUGGAGCAGUUGUACGCGCAGCUACAUUGGUGCGUGCAACAAGAUAACGAACAACUAGCAAGAUCCGGCACUAAUUGUUUAGAAAAUCUAGUCAUUUCAAACGGAACAAAAUUCAAUGACGACACGUGGAGUAAAACUUGUCAAAUUAUGUUGGAUAUAUUCAAUAGUACUCUUCCUACGACGCUCCUUACGUGGAAACCUGAUGAAAACGACGACGGAGAAACGACUCAUGUACGUCACGGCAUUCUCAAGAAACCCCAAGGAGGAGACGAAAUAAAGUCUUCCAAUCGUGUUUUCAACAGUCUGCUAAUCAAAUGCGUCGUCCAGUUAGAAUUGAUACAAACGAUUGAUAACAUUGUUUUCUACCCGGCAACUUCACGCAAAGAAGAUGCAGAAACAUUAGCGCUAGCCGCUGCCGAACUGACUGGCGGCAUUCCGGAUACUGAACAAGAAUGUCAACGUGAAGAACAAGGAAUGUAUCGGCUAUUGAGCUCGCCGCAUCUAUUACGACUCGUUGAAUGCCUGAUGUGCAGUCAUCGCUUUGCGAAAACCUUUAAUACCAAUAAUGCACAAAGGAAUGUCCUAUGGAAAGCUAAUUUUAAAGGUUCUGUAAAACCAAAUAUGCUGAAACAAGAGACGCAAUCACUAGCGUGUGUCCUUCGAAUACUGUUUAAAAUGUACAGUGAUGAAGCGCGGAGAGAUCAUUGGCUCGCUGUACAGAAGAGUCUAAUCACUAUCUGUUGCGAAGCAUUGGAGUAUUUUGCCGGAGUGACCAACGAGGCCCACAGAGAUGCGUGGACGUCCAUACUACUAUUGAUCCUCACGAGAAUACUAAAGAUGCCUGAUGAAAGAUUUGCGGCGCACGUUUCCAGCUACUAUCCGUUGCUGUGUGAAAUCACCUGCUUCGACCUGAAGCCUGAGCUACGCUCAGUUCUCCGUCGGGUGUUCAUUCGCAUCGGGCCAGUUUUUAAUAUUGUUUCUAAUACGCAAUAGCUCGCUGUUAUUUUUAAAUACAAAAUGGCCUUAUAGUUUCGUAGGUUAAAGUAUGACUUUUGAUGUUAAUGUUAAAAUAAAAAUACAUUUCGUUGAUUUCGUAAAUUUUAAUGUAAUAUUGACAGCAAUCAGUACUUCAGUAGUAUUAAAAGUGAUCUAUGUUAUAAAUAUAGGGUGUAUUAGUCAUAGUAUUUAAUUUAUAUAACUUAUUAUUUUAAUAUCAACAAUUAAAAUUAUAUAAUGUAUAAUAAAAAAAAGUCUAAAGUUUUAUCUAUAAAUUGUAGUUUAUUCUGUAUAUUUGAAAGAUUUUUAAUAUUUGGAGAGCUGAAUUCACUCGCUAUCAGGCUUAUUAACUUUGAUUUCCAGCUAGACUGAACCGACUGUGAUUGCAUUUUCAUUUCUGCAGCUUUUCCAUUGUUGUUUCUUACUAUAUCAUAAAGAGUGAUUUCAGAACUCGCACACAACUUAUGUAAUCCAUAAUAAAUUAAAAUUAUUCAAAUUAAUACUUUUGAUUAGAUAAUCCUCAGUCCUUCAAUGCUCUGCUCCAAAGAUUCAAGAUCCCAAAUGACCAGCUGACCAUCCAAUCCGGAAGUGCUGAACUUAACAGCAUUUGCUUUGGUUCCUUUAUAAAGGCUUAUAGUAGUUAUGGCAUUUUGAUGAAUAGAAUCCAACAAGGUGUCAUUGGUUUCAAUACGAGCCUGUCUGUCCAGAGACUGGAACUUCUUCAUGGCUGACAACCCACCAGACUCUUUCCUUUGAGUAUUAUCCAAUUUGGCAACAAAUUUAAUCUCAUUGUCUUCAAGGCUAUACAGUAAUGGAAUGCAGCUAUGUCCUGCCACAACAAGGGAAUUGUUGGUGAUCCAGUUACAACCCAAGAAUGGCAGAUAUUCAGUCUUAAGUUUGAUAACGGCCUUGCCUUGUGUAGCAUCAGCAACGUUAAUUGAACUAUCGUGUCCUACCCAAGCAACUUUGUUUCCAUCAGCUGAAAAGGAAACGCUGUGCACCCAACCACCACCUGAUGGAGAGUUGGGGAACUCUGCCAAUAAUUGGCCCAGUGGUAGCUUUGAUCCCCACACAUUUGGACCAGGUUGAUCUUCGAUAUCUUUGAUGUAUGCAGAGAAAACUCUUACUUUAAAAUCAGCAGAACCAGCUACUAAUAGCAUAUUAUUUGGGUGCCAAUCUAAUGUAGUAACAGUUGAGCGAAUGGGUUUUUUAAUAUGCUUGGAAACCCACCAGUUAUUUUCUUUUUCAAAAUAGCAUAUUGAAAUAAGUCUUGCACCUGAGCCCACAGCAAACUUGUUUUCCAUUGGAGACCAUUUCACACAAGUAGCAGCACGGUUGAUACGCAACAACACAAGAGUAGUUGUCCACUUGCCAUCCUCACCUUGAGUCCAAACAUAUGCAUUGCGGUCAACAGCGCAUGUUACAAUGCGGUUGGUAUUUGGGGCCCAAUCAAUGCCCAUAACUCUUAAAUCAUGCUCAACUAAAUUAUUAGUUUGUUUCCAUUCACUUCCUUCUUUCUGAUAAAUAUGAACUUCAUUAUUGUUAGGUGAGAAGGCAAUUUCUGAAAAUAUGAAACCUUUUGUAAACAUACAUAGCAUUAAUGAAAGGCAAAUUGAUAGUAAAUAUUGAGAAUAAGGAACUGUAUCUUGUUAUUUUAUAGCAGUGGUGUAUUGCAUGUCUAGUAACGAUAUACUCACGGGUUCUAUCCUUGUUCCAAGCAUGACAAGUUAUCGGAGCACAUGAGUCACCAAACGAUAGAGUUUGAGCCAUGAUUCGGCACUGCAAUAGAUAAAAAAACAGUUUUUUUUUUAAAUUAUGGAAGAUAGUUUACUUAGUGAUAUUUCAUUGUUUAACUAAGUAACUAAACCAAGUUAGUACCUUUAGGUUUCACAAAGUAAAAACUGUAGUCACGCCCGGCUUGAUAAGCUCAACAAACAAUCUGGUAUAUUCGCGGACUCUGGGCAGUCGACGCGAAUUCUGAAAGCAAUUUAUUAUUACAAACAAAACCUGUUAUCUAAAUAACAAUUUAUUAAAGCUGCAAUAUCACACUUAGUUAUUAAUAUAUUAAAAUUAGAUCAACAAACUACGAAAUUCACCUGCUGCUAUCAAUCACU
Chilo suppressalis (striped riceborer) is the source of this 7476-nucleotide messenger RNA. Lineage: Eukaryota; Metazoa; Arthropoda; Insecta; Lepidoptera; Crambidae. The record is from the annotation of a GenBank genome assembly.